AUGUAUUCCCGGUCAUUAAGAUUAUUGUCAGUAUUGGCAAUCAUCUUCGCCAUUGCUCAAGCCGGUUGGAUUGAUCGUGGCGUCUUUAAUCGACGAGCAGAUAGUACUGGCGCCUUGACAUCAGGAGGUGGAAGUAGUGCUGCCACCAGUGCCGGAGGAAGCGGAGCAGAUACAGAUACUACCACUUCAGCAGCACCAACAACAUCUGCCACUCCAACCACUUCAGCAGAGAAAACAAGUGAAACUUCAGCCACUACCUCAGCAGCACCCACAACUCCAACAACCACAUCAGCAGCCCCUACAACUGCAGCUCCUACAACUUCUGCAGCAACCACUCCCGUAUCUGUUCCUGAAACGACAUCUUCAGCAACCACACCAGCCCAAACCACUGCUGCUCAAACUACCGAAGAUGCUCAAACUACUCAGACAUCCGCCACUAAAACAUCUAGCACCAAGAGUAGCAAGUCUUCUACAUCUUCAUCAUCAACCGUUCCAUCUACCACUUUCUCUGAAGUCACCAUUACCCCAUCCGCAACUCAAGUCGUCGUAACCGUCAUUUCAACAUCUAGUGGAAGUACUAUUACCUCGGAAUACACUACCUCUACUACUCCUGCCGCCUACACCACGACAACCGCUGUUCCCAUUAGUGAUUCUUCAUCCUCCUCUUCCACGGGUAUGUCAACCAAGACACGCAAUACCGUCAUUGGUGUCGUAGUUGGUAUUGGUGGUGCCAUUCUUCUCGGAGGAUUAUUCAUCGUCGCAUGGAGAAUCUGGGGACGCAACAAGAAGGAAGAUGAGAAUGAUGGAUUGAUGGGAGGUUACGAUCCAGUAUCUGCCGGUCACGAAAUGAAGAAUGAAGGUGGUGUUGCACCCAAUCCUUUUCAAACUACUUUGGAAGGUUAUCAUCAACCUGGAAGAGGAAAUGUUUCGGCAAACUUCUAA
Messenger RNA from Botrytis deweyae, 942 nucleotides. RefSeq lists its product as uncharacterized. The transcript has a single exon. Lineage: Eukaryota; Fungi; Ascomycota; Leotiomycetes; Helotiales; Sclerotiniaceae. The coding region runs from base 1 to 942 and encodes 313 amino acids. The record is from RefSeq and is a predicted model, not a curated record.